Xiphias gladius (swordfish) is the source of this 4420-nucleotide messenger RNA. RefSeq names its product autocrine motility factor receptor a (gene amfra). Lineage: Eukaryota; Metazoa; Chordata; Actinopteri; Istiophoriformes; Xiphiidae. Gene Ontology annotation, molecular function: ubiquitin binding; ubiquitin protein ligase activity. Gene Ontology annotation, biological process: ubiquitin-dependent protein catabolic process; endoplasmic reticulum unfolded protein response; protein K48-linked ubiquitination. The record is from RefSeq and is a predicted model, not a curated record. Gene Ontology annotation, cellular component: cytosol; ubiquitin ligase complex; endoplasmic reticulum. The coding region runs from base 1503 to 3386 and encodes 627 amino acids. The transcript has 13 exons.
ACUAGACGGUUAAAAUAAUAUAAAGCUGAUACACGAAACGCGUGAACGAGACGGAGAAAAGUUCCUACCGGAACUUAAAACCAAGUUAGUUGAGUGAACGGAAAAAACAGUGACGCGCUUUCCGUUGAGGCACUUUCACCUGUAAAAUAAAAACAACUAGUGCACGUUGCUGUGCUUCAGAUGAGAUCUUUAUCCUUUUAAUAUUCAUUAUUUAAUUAAUAUCCACUAUCCACUGCGUUUCUCGAGGAAACACCGUUAUUUUGAAAACAAAGUUCAAAGUUUGAAGGGAUUGGUUGACUUUCGCUAGCUUGAUCGUUUAAGGUUGAAAAAGUCGCUAACCAUGAUACAGGUUCAAUUAUACAUCAAGUUAGCAUCAUACAAAAAAACAAAUAGAUAAAAACCGAACAUCAAACAGAGAAAUCAAGGAACAACUGGAAGCUACAGUCAACAGAUCCAGAGUAACAGUCGUGAGCGUAAAAAUUAAAGCUGAGGUUUGACACUUCAAUGUAGGAUCCAUCAUUUUUAUUUCAAACCGAAUGAGCUGAAGCUCAGGGCCUGAAGAGCAAAAUAAAUAAAUAAAAAAUAAAAAAAAGUACAAAUGUAGAACUGUCCACUUAUCUGUCUUCAUGAUGUGUUUAUACAGCAGCCUCCACUUACGGCUGGAGGCGUUAGAGUUGUUAAUUAAUGCAUUAAUAAAGAUCUAUAGGUGCGCACAGCGCCCAUAUCAGUGUGUUAUAAACCAUUUACUAAAUGUUUAUAAACUGCUUAUUAAUCCUAAGCAGGGGGGACUUGAAAGUAAAGUGUAACAGAUGUAAAAUACAGCCUCAAAAUGAGUAAAAACACCAUAAAACAGACAUAAAAAAAAUGCUUUUUACCUUUGUUACGUUAGGUGCUCUGCGCUUUUCUCCUAUGCUGUUUUUGUAUUAGUUGCAAAUGUUGAGACUUGAAAAAGCAAAGAAAAUACCUGAUUUUGUUCUGAAAUGUCUUUAGGAAAUGGCAGUUUUAUUCUGAAAAACAACGAGCGGAUGUCUCCCGUGUUGUUGCUUCUGGUCGCGAGAAGCGGAGCGAAGCCGGACGGACUCCAACCGUUUAACGAGACUCGUGAAAUAUUUAAAACGUGACGGGUUUAAAUAAAAUAGUUACUGUGUUUGUGGAGUUUUAACGGUACCCGCUCGUCUUCGGGCUCCGACUGGCGACAAUGAGCGACGGUUUAGUGGUGCUAGGCUAGCAGGCUAGCAAGCUAGCUGACGUUACUUGUAAUGUAACGUUGGCGCUGAAUGUAUAAAGCCGAGUUACCGAAAUAACGUUAGAGGAGACUGAUCAGGGAAGAGGCGGUCGCAUAAAAACCACCAGCUAUCUGACUAGCGGGAAGUUUAGCUGCAAAAGAUGCUGCCAACACCAGUAUGUGACAGUUAACGACUGUAAACAACGCGUUUCCCGUGUUAUGUAACAGUGUAAAUCUCCGCGGUCAGUGUUUAUCCGCCCGUCAUUUCACCACCAUCAUGCCUUUCUUGUUCCUGGAGCGGUUCCCCUGGCCCAGUCUACAGACCUACGCGGCGCUGAGUGCUGCCCUGCUGGCCGGGACCGUCCUGACCGCCUGCUCCUCCGACUCCCGCCCACAGUCCAGCCCGGAGGAGGUCCACAGCUCCAGGAUCAGCCGCUGCAUCACGGACGGCGGACAGUACCUGAGGGCAGGGUAUGGAGAUGUGGCUGCAGACGUCCUGCUGUACCUGUUGACCGACAGUGUCUUUGUUUGGGUGAUGGUAAACACAGCCUGCUGUGUCUUGCUGCUGAUUGCCAAACUCAUCCAGUGCGUUGUGUUCGGGCCGCUCCGUGUCAGCGAGAAACAGCAACUGAAGGACAAGUUCUGGAACUUUAUCUUCUACAAGUUCAUCUUCGUGUUUGGCGUCCUGAACGUCCAGACGGUGGAGGAGGUGGUGAUGUGGUGGCUCUGGUUCGCAGUCCUGGUCUUCCUCCAUCUCCUGGUUCAGCUCUGCAAGGACCGCUUUGAAUAUCUGUCCUUCUCUCCGGCCACUCCUCUGUCCAGCCACGCGCGGGUGCUGCUGCUGUUGGUGGUGCUGCUGUUGUGCUGCGGGGGUCUGGCUACACUUUGCAGCCGGGUGGCACGCAGUCAGGGCCGCCACACCGCCGCAUUCAUGGCUGCAGAGUGUAUGCUGGUGACUGUCAAGACCACACACGUCGUGUUUCGGUACUCCAUUCACCUGUGGGACGUGAACCAGGAGGGCAGCUGGGAGAAUAAAUCCUCCUGCGUUUACUACACCGACCUCCUGAUGGUGCUGCUGUUACUGGGCCUCGACCUGCUGCAUCACAUCCACAUGCUGCUCUUCAGUAACAUCUGGUUGUCCAUGGCGAGUCUGGUCAUCUUCAUGCAGCUUCGUUUCCUCGUUCAGGAGGUUCAGAAGAGAAUCCGCCGCCACCACAACUACCUGCGAGUGCUCCGCAACAUGGAGACCCGGUUUUCUGUGGCGUCUGCAGACGAACUGGCAGCCAAUAACGAUGACUGUGCGAUCUGCUGGGACGUGAUGAGUUCAGCUCGGAAACUGCCCUGUGGUCACCUCUUCCACAGCUCGUGUCUGCGCUCCUGGCUCGAGCAGGACACGUCAUGUCCAACAUGUCGGAUGUCCCUCAACAUCGACGAAGGAGGUGAAGGUCGCGUGGAGAGGGAGACCAGGGAGGCCGUCCCCGUCAACAUGGCUGCCGGACCUGGAACCGACGUUCCGCCGCACCUCAACCAGCUUAACCACUUCUUCCACUUUGAUGGUUCUCGUAUUGCCAGCUGGCUGCCCAGUUUCUCGGUGGAGGUCAUGGCCACCACCAACUUCCUGGGCAUCGCACCAACUAACCCGUCUCAGAUCAACACCAUGGCUCAGCAGAUCCAGGAGAUGUUUCCUCAGGUUCCUCUCCAGCUGAUCCUGCAGGACCUGGAGAUCACUCAGUCCCUGGAGGUCACCAGCGACAACAUCCUGGAGGGACGAGUCCAGACCGCCGCCCCACCACUGGCCAUGGAGCACCCGCUCAUACAGGUGACUCCUCCACCCGAGGACGAGCGCGAAGCCAGCAGCGAGUCAGAGCAGGAGGACGAGGAAGAGGACGAAGAUGUGGUGGAGAGGCGGAUUGCUGUGGAGGACAAGAAGGAUGAAGAUGAGCAGAAGGUGGAGGUUCGGUUUUGUACGUCGGCGGAGGAACGACAGAAGCUGCUGCUGCAGAGGAAGGAGGAGCUGCUGCAGCGAGCACGCAGGGACUAUCUGACCAGGAACACCAGGUCCGACACAGGAAACCCGGACGGCUCGGACCUCCGAUCCCGUGAACCUGCGAAGAGAAGCGUUAGCGGCGGCGGCGGAACGACGGCGACAGAGACGUACUGACUUUACCCACCGAGUACUGGUCGGUAUGGAAACACAGCCACAGACAGUGGAUACCUGCCCGCGGCUGUUUAUAGUAGAGACCCCACCUCCACUCAAGCUAAGGCUAAUAAAUGAAUACACUUUUUAUUAAAUGACACCGUAGAAACCUCCAGAGGAAAAAAAAAACAACAGUAAAGUUUCUGUUUUCACAGCGAAAGCACAUAUUGAAUGAGUGAGGCUUCUGUAACUGCAUAAUACUGAAGAUAGGAGGUUGCCAGGAUCAGUCACUCAGCUCAGCAGACGAUGCUAAUUGACUGAUCAGGUUACACACCAGACGUUCGCUCUACGGUAACUCAUCACAGCAGCGUCCCAGUGUUGUUAAUUAUUGUGAGGAGUAAACUCGUGCGGAGAAGCAGCUUCACGUAGCAUCGGUCCCUCUGGUCAGACCAGUGUUUUAGGGACUGUCUGCUUCUCUGAAACAGCCUGUUGAGAUCCACGCUGGAUCACACCAAUGGUGUAGCAGCUGAACGUGGGAGCUGGGGAAUAGAGUUUGGGAUGUAGGUUUGUAAAGUCUGGAGACUGUGCAGGACCGACAGACAGACAGUUCUCGACCUAGUUUAGUCUCCUUCUUUUCUUUCCCUACAGCUGGGGAACAGAUCCCACUACUUUUCUGCUGCAGACUGAAAUCCGUCUGCAGCAGCAAGGUACCGAAUGUUGUCAUCAUUGCUUGGCAAGAGUCACAGCUGUGUUUGCUUAUUCUUUCCCUUCCUUAUGAUAAAUCAUCAUUUUGAAUAGGCAGAGUUGUACAGCUGUCGUGUGUUAAGACACAAACGUGAUACAUUGGAAAAGUUUGGCCUAUUUCGUUACAUAAUAGAACAGGUUGUUGAAAGUUUGUUGUCAGCAGAAUAAGGUAUUGAGAACACAUUUUUGGUAUUGAUUACCAGAAUUUUCUGAUAAUACUCAGCCCUGGUUUUUUCAUUGACAAACUUCACCACGUGUGUUUAGGCUUUUAGAGCUGACCUGCCUGUUACAAGUUUAAAAAAAAAAAAAAAAAA